Messenger RNA from Oryza brachyantha (malo sina), 1928 nucleotides. RefSeq names its product digalactosyldiacylglycerol synthase 2, chloroplastic-like. Lineage: Eukaryota; Viridiplantae; Streptophyta; Magnoliopsida; Poales; Poaceae. The transcript has 4 exons. Gene Ontology annotation, cellular component: chloroplast outer membrane. Gene Ontology annotation, molecular function: digalactosyldiacylglycerol synthase activity. The record is from RefSeq and is a predicted model, not a curated record. Gene Ontology annotation, biological process: galactolipid biosynthetic process. The coding region runs from base 144 to 1577 and encodes 477 amino acids.
UCCACCUUGCGUGAUGUUUUUUUUUUCAGUUGAGAUAAGGCAAAAAUCAAGCUGGGAUUGUGGUAACAGAGCAAGGAUUUUUUUCUUUUUUCUUUUUUUUUUUUGGUGUGGUGCACGUGGUGAUUGCUUGCGCGUUCAUUGCUAUGUCGACGAGGCGGCAUUUUGCGGUAUUCACCACGGCGAGCCUCCCAUGGAUGACAGGGACGGCCAUCAACCCGUUGUUCCGGGUGGCCUACCUCGCCAAGGACGGGGAUAGGGAGGUCACGUUGGUCAUCCCCUGGCUCUCUCUGAGGGACCAAGAAUUGGUUUACCCAAACAAGACGGUGUUCGAUUCGCCUCUGGAGCAUGAGGCCUACGUCCGUCGCUGGAUCGAGGAGAGGGUCAGCUUCAGGCCUUCCUUCAGCAUCAAGUUCUACCCUGCCAAGUUUUCUAAAGAACUGAGAAGUAUUCUACCUGUUGGAGAUAUCACAGAAUGUAUUCCAGAUGAAGUGGCUGACGUUGCUGUUCUGGAAGAACCUGAACAUCUCAACUGGUACCACCAUGGGCGCAAAUGGAAAGCUAAGUUCAGGCGAGUGAUAGGUGUGGUUCACACAAAUUAUAUAGCAUAUGUGAAAAGAGAAAAGAAUGGACAAGCGAUUGCCUGUUUCAUGAGGUACAUGAACACCUGGGUUACCCGGAUUUAUUGCCACAAGAUAAUCAGAUUGUCAGGUGCCACUCAAGAUCUGCCCAGAUCUGUUGUAUGCAAUGUCCAUGGCGUGAAUCCAAAAUUUCUUGAGGUAGGCAAACUAAAGUUGAAGCAGCUGCAGAAUGGGGAAAUAGCCUUCACAAAGGGGGCGUACUACAUUGGGAAGAUGGUAUGGGGUAAAGGAUACAAGGAACUUCUGGACCUGCUGUCCAAAUAUCAGAGCAAAUUGGCGGGUCUAGAAGUAGAUUUGUAUGGUAGUGGUGAAGAUUCAGAUGAAGUCCGAAAAUCUGCAGAACAAUUGAGUUUGGCUGUGAAGGUUCACCCAGGACGUGAUCAUGCAGAUCCCCUAUUCCAUGAUUACAAAGUAUUCAUCAAUCCUAGCACAACAGAUGUGGUCUGUACAACCACUGCCGAGGCCCUUGCAAUGGGAAAAAUUGUCAUAUGUGCCAAUCACCCUUCAAACGAGUUCUUCAAGCAGUUCCCUAACUGCCACAUCUAUGACAAUGAGGAGGAAUUUGUACAACUAACUCUGAAUGCUCUAGCAGAGCAGCCUGCUCCAUUGACAGACAUGCAGAGGUAUGACCUAUCUUGGGAGGCAGCGACCGAGAGAUUCAUGGAAGCUGCCGAGCUGAACCUUCCGGUCUCAGCAGAGCCAAAAAUCCAUCAAACAUCCAAGGCCUCUCUCCCUGCUUUUCUGAGGACUCGUAAGCUGAAACAAAGUUUGGAGGAUGCAUCAGUUUACCUACACCAAGCACUGUCCGGACUGGAAGUCACCCGUCGUGCCUUCGGUGCUGUUCCAAAGACGCUGCAACCUGAUGAGCAGCUGUGCAGAGAUCUUGGUUUGGCUCCUCCCUCCAAGAAAAGAAGGCUGAAACUGAAGCUGACUACGUGAUGAUGUAACCAGUAACUUCCUUAGUUCUCUUGAGCCCCUAGUUGCAUUAUGUCAUUUCUUUAUGUACAUUAUCCUAGUAUUAUGGAAGAAUCCUAAUGGAGGAUUAGUGUCUUCAAUUAUGUUUACUUAGUUCAGGAUGUACAUUACUUAAACACAAAUGUAAAUUGGAGUGUUAACUCAGAUUUCCAUUGGAGGUUUGAAACUGUGGUGUAAUUUUGUCAUGGUGUAAGCUUUCUUGAUCAAGUUUGCCUUUUUCUUUGUACUUGAAAAUUUGUAAAAGUAUCAGUACUGAGCCCCGUUCGAAUCCAACGGAGGAUUUGGAUUUCACGGGCAUACUUUGAUUACUUUCCA